This is a messenger RNA of Hippocampus zosterae (dwarf seahorse), 2729 nucleotides long. It is a transcript of the gene lipea, whose product is annotated as lipase, hormone-sensitive a. The transcript is spliced from 11 exons. Gene Ontology annotation, biological process: cholesterol metabolic process; triglyceride catabolic process. The record is from RefSeq and is a predicted model, not a curated record. Gene Ontology annotation, cellular component: cytosol. The coding region runs from base 121 to 2214 and encodes 697 amino acids. Gene Ontology annotation, molecular function: triacylglycerol lipase activity; sterol ester esterase activity. NCBI's taxonomy places the organism in Eukaryota, Metazoa, Chordata, Actinopteri, Syngnathiformes, Syngnathidae.
UGACGACAUCAGGGUUAGCGGUUUGUUAUGCUAGCUGGGUUGGCGCUCACAUGACGUUACCCAGAAUUCCCUGGGCGAGCUGUCGCACAACGACUCCCCGUUGAGGAGGAACAAACAGGGAUGCCUGUCGCCGUCGUCUCCGGCAUGGAUUUCAAGGUUGCGUUUUCAGCCUUGGAGGCGGCGUGUAAAGAAAAUAUUUCCGCUUUUUCUAACGCCGCUGCCGACCUGGCCCACGGCCCCGUGACCCAGCGCUUGGUGAUGUGCAUGAAAAAGAUCCAAGAACACGCCAGAGCCAUCGAGCCUUUGAUCGGCAGCUUCGUCGCCGUCUACCACCAUUAUGACUUUGACGCGCAAACGCCUGGAAAUGGGUAUCGCACCUUGAUCAAGGUGUUGCAGUCGUGUCUUUUGCACAUCCUACACAAGGCUCGCUACAUUGCCUCGAAUCACAAGAGCGCCUUCUUCAGAGCGGACCACAACGCCUCCGAGAUGGAGGCCUACUGCAGUGCCCUUUGCCAACUGCGAGCGCUGCUCUACCUCGCCAAGCGGCUGAUCAACGACAACGAUUUGGGGCAGCUGUACUCCCUGCAGGACCUGGACCUGAGCCACAGAUACGUGCAGGAGUACAGCUCCAUGCACAAAGCCUGUUUCUAUGGCCGCUGUCUGGGCUUUCAGUUCUCGCCGAGUCUUCGUCCGUUCCUCCAGACGAUUGUCAUUAGCAUGAUCUCAUAUGGUGAAAGGUAUCGUAAACAGCACUCCGGCCUGGGUUUAGCCGCCCUGUCUCUGCUCACAUCAGGGAAGUACGUCAUUGAUCCAGAGUUGCGCGGCGCCGAAUUCGAACGCAUUACUCAGAACCUGGAUAUGCAGUUUUGGAAGUCCUUCUGGAACAUCACAGAGUCCGAGCUUUUAACCGGCUUGUGUAGAAUCGCCUCCUACCCCGUCCAGUUGAACCUCACACUAACUAUACCUCCGGUUCCGUUACGCCUCCCACUGGCAUCCGACCCAAAUCUGUCGACUACCGUGUCACCUCCGCUGGCCCACUGGGGCCCUGGCCCAGUCCACAUGCGCCUCAUCUCCCACGAGAUUCGAGAAGGGCAGGACAGCGAGGAGCUCUUGUCUUUUUCUCGCGGCAAUCCGCCCUCUGUCUCUGCUUCCAAUCUCCCCUGGGUGCAGAAGCAACCCCUCUCCCCGUGGUUGCUGAUUCACUUCCACGGAGGAGGCUUUGUGGCACAGACAUCCAGAUCCCAUGAGAAUUAUCUGCGAAGCUGGUCGAAGCGAUUGAAUGUCCCUGUUCUUUCUGUUGACUACUCUCUGUCACCCGAAGCACCCUUUCCUCGGGCUCUUGAGGAAUGUUUCUACGCUUACUGCUGGGCCUUGAAAAACUGCCAUCUGCUUGGUUCGACGGCCGAGCUCGUCUGUCUGGCAGGAGACAGCGCCGGCGGCAACCUCUGCAUAACCGUGUCUAUGAAGGCCAUGACGUGUGGCAUCCGAGUCCCCGACGGCAUCAUGGCGGCCUACCCCGCCACCUUGCUCACCACGGACGCCUCGCCUUCCCGCUUGCUCACGCUCAUUGACCCGCUGUUGCCCUUGGGUGCUCUGGCAAAGUGCCUCAACGCCUAUGCCGGUGUGGACUCUCAGACCGCACUUCCUGCCGUGGGAGGCAACAGUCUCAGGGCUCUGGGGAGAGACACCACCGCACUGCUCAGUGAUCUCACCUAUGGAGCCUCCAACUGGAUCCAGUCCUUUCUCCAGCCUAUGUGGCCCACAAGCGCAGCCUACUCACGAGCAUCAAGACACAGAGAAUCCACAAGCAGAGACACACACAGGAAUUUAAACCGUACACCGCCUCUUCACUCCCAAUGUUACCUGGAUUACCCAGAGGGCUUUGAACCCCUGCGCUCCGAAUGCCAUGCAGUCGUUCAGCCGACAUCCUGCCCGAUCAUCAGGAAUCCUUUUGUGUCGCCGCUACUUGCGCCCGACAGCCUUCUACGAGGUCUGCCGCCUGUUCACUUAGUGGCCUGUGCUCUGGAUGCUUUACUGGAUGACUCUGUGAUGUUUGCCAAGAAGCUGCGGGACAUGGGCCAGCCUGUAAGCUUGACAGUGGUAGAGGACCUUCCACACGGCUUCCUCAGCCUGUCGCAGCUCUCGAAAGAGACAGAACUGGCCGCAGAAAUCUGCCUGGAGAUAAUAAGCAAGGUUUUUCAGCAAGGGAACUAGAAGAUAUUAAUUACUCGAUACAUUACUGGGAUUCACUUAUUUUUAGGAGUCUUUUCAGAAGGAAGAAAUGAAAAUAAUCCAUUUAUAAAUUCUUUUUUUAAGAGUGAAUUUUAAAUUCAUGUCCAAAAGUUUCUUCUGUCAGUCACCGAGCAGUUUCAUAGCAGUUUUUUUCUCUUUAGUUUUAUCAUCAACAAUGGCAAUACAAUUUGUUGUGUUUCCCCAAUGUUUGUGUUUGACAGAAUUGCAAGUUCUGUUUGGUGUCGUGUAAAUGUUUCAGUUGACUGAUUUUUAGUGCCUUUUUAAGAUAUGUACUGCAUGUACAGUACUUUGAUGUUUUCAAACAUUCAUGGAUUAAUGGUUUACUUAAACACAAAAUAGUUUACAGGGUCAUUAUUUCAAUAUGUAAUAUGUGAACAAUAUUGUGGCAAUCACAAUGAAUGUGAUGUACUGUAAGUAUUUCUUCAUAUUUAUUACAGUGUAAUAUUUAAAGCCUUAUUAAAUAAAUAAAUGCGAAA